Messenger RNA from Beta vulgaris subsp. vulgaris (sugar beet), 765 nucleotides. RefSeq lists its product as uncharacterized. The transcript has a single exon. Lineage: Eukaryota; Viridiplantae; Streptophyta; Magnoliopsida; Caryophyllales; Amaranthaceae. The coding region runs from base 10 to 591 and encodes 193 amino acids. The record is from RefSeq and is a predicted model, not a curated record.
GCUAAGGCUAUGAUAUUUCUUCGCCACCACCUCCAUGAAGGUCUUAAGAUUGAGUACUUGACUGUGAAAGAUCCACAAGUCCUUUGGAGUAAUCUAAAGGAAAGGUAUGACCACCAGAAAACUGUAAUACUACCCAAAGCUCGUUAUGACUGGUUACAUUUAAGACUACAAGACUUUAAGUCUGUAAGUGAAUAUAACUCAGCUAUGUUCAGAAUUACUUCACAGUUGAAAUUAUGUGGAGAGAAAAUCACUGAUGCAGAAAUGCUAGAGAAAACAUACACUACCUUUCAUGCGAAUAAUGUUGUCCUGCAGACACAAUACCGUGAAAAGGAAUUUAAGAAAUAUUCUGAACUUAUAUCUUGUCUCCUUGUGGCUGAGCAAAAUAAUGAGCUACUGAUGAAAAAUCAUGAAUCACGUCCAACUGGUUCUGCUCCAUUCCCUGAAGCGAAUGCGACAUCCCAUAAUGGGAAAGAAAAAUAUCAUGCCAACAAUAGUGGACGUGGACGUGGACGUGGACGUGGACGUGGACGUGGACGUGGACGUGGACAUGGAUAUGGACAUGGUCGUGGACGUGGACGUGGACGUGGAUAGGAUAUGGUCGAGGUCGAGGCCGAGGUGGUUAUUUCCAGAAUUCAUAUUCCCACCAGAAGGGGGACAAUAAAGAUGAUAACAAACAAGAGAAAGAUAAAAAUGAGAACGUGACCAAUGUAUGUUACAGAUGUGGAGGAAAAGGUCAUUGGUCUCGUACGUGUCGUACACCAAAAC